AUGCGUAACGAUGAACAGUGUCGCAGGAUUGCGGACCACGUAAUAGAAACUGGUGACGACCAUGCAGCAAAAAAGUACGGAAUAAAAGGCCCAUGCUCUUUAUCAGAGCUUUCGACGAUCGAUAUUCCUCGGAGUUUCCCCCCAGAUGCCAUGCAUCUAUGGUGGGAGAACGUAAUACCAGACCUGGUUCGACAUUGGCGGGGAAAAUUUACAACUUCUGCACAGGUGGAGACCGUAGAGUCACUAAUCGCGGACGAUAUCGAUACCAACGACGGACCAGACAAUCAACCCAGCCAGCGCUUACCUUCGAAUUCGCGCAGAUGCAAGACAACUCCCGCAAAAACAAACACGGAUGGUAAAAAGUUCGUCAAAACAAAUGACGAAUAUAAUAUUCCCCCAGAUCAAUGGCUACAGAUAGGUAAGGACAUGGCUAAAAGCAGCAUCACUUUCCCGUCUUCUUUUGGGGAGCCUAUACGUGACUUCGCAGAACACUGUCAACAUCUCAAAGCGGCGGAAUGGAGAAACUUUUCCCUAUUAAUGGCCCCUAUCUAUAUGAAAAACAGAUUACCAGAAGAGGAUUAUACAGAGUUUGCGAACCUAAUCGACGCUUUACAUCUGGCCUGCAACUACACCAUCACAGAAGCCGAGAUACUUGUGGUUGAGGAGCGCUUGAAGAGGUUUGUCAUUUAUUAUGAACGUCGUUAUUAUUGUCGGUUGUGGGAUAAGCUUUCCUCCUGUCUUCCUGUCAUCCACCAGGUUUUGCACGUCGCACAAGCUAUCCGAUGGGCUGGCCCAAUGUAUGUGUAUUCACAAUGGCCAAUGGAGCGGGUAUGCGGCAUCAUUGCGGCGUCGGCGAAGUCCAGGGUUUCGGCGAACCGCAACAUGGGUAUCACAAUUGUUCUUCAAGAGCAGCGCAACCACCUACCUUACGUGAUUCCUGCUCAUCCUGACGGCGAUCUCAACGAUGAAAUAGAGGACGAUGAUGGAGCUGUACUUCUUCACCGACUGUUCGGUCGAAGAUUAGCACACAAAGAUAUUCCUUCGAAAUCAUUGCUUACAAUGAAUAAAUCUUCUGGAACUAUGGGUUUACCAAAAAAGCAAGGAGCUUUGGGCGCAUGGCAUCGACGUGCCCUCCAGACAUUUUUGUCAAAUAGAUUCAAUAACGUUGUUCCGUUGGAUUCAACACCCAAGAAUUGCGUUCGUUGGGCUUCCUUCUCUUCUGGAGUUCGUGGUCUAGCCAAAAAAACGUUCACUAUUGUUUCGACACACAUGAGGAGAACUAAUUCAACAAGGAGUUCUUCCAUGAUUCGUUAUGAGUUCGAGACAGACGUAGGCAUGAGAUACAGCGGAUAUGGGGAGGUUAUAUUUUUCUUUUCUGUCGCCGAUGAAGACAUGAACCUGCUGCGUCAAUAUGAACCACGUGUACACGUGGGCGACGACGAAAGGGAGCACGCUUCCCGCAACUUUGCCUAUAUCCAAACAUUUAAUGUAGAGCUUGAAGAUAGGCUCUUGUUAAAAACAGGGCUUGGGAGAAAAGAGGUGAUUCAGGUUGACCAAAUCGUUGAUCUUAUUGGAUUGAUGAUAAACGAGGGCCGAGAAUAUAUCGUUUCGCGUUUCACUUGUUUAUUUUAA
Morchella importuna is the source of this 1632-nucleotide messenger RNA. RefSeq lists its product as uncharacterized. The record is from RefSeq and is a predicted model, not a curated record. NCBI's taxonomy places the organism in Eukaryota, Fungi, Ascomycota, Pezizomycetes, Pezizales, Morchellaceae. The coding region runs from base 1 to 1632 and encodes 543 amino acids. The transcript has a single exon.